AUGAUUCCUAUAGUUCCUAUUAUAAAAUAGUUUGUUCAUGAAGGAUAACAAUUCUUUACAGCAAAAGACAUUUUUGAUAAGAAAUAAAAUGAAUUAGUAUAAUUAAUUUGUUAAGUGACUUAAUCAUUAGAACAAGUUGAAUACUUUGAUAAUAUACAAGAAGAUUUAUAUAGAAGUGAAUAGAAACAACUAAUAUAACAAUGCAAGGAUCUUUUGCAUUCAGGUGAAUUACUAUUACAAUCGUUGCCUUCUAAUCUUACUUUGUAAUUUAUUUUUUUCUUAUUAGUUUAAGAAUAAACGGUUACUUUUACAGUAAGAGUAACAAUUAUAAGGAACUGUUAAUAUGUAUAGAAGAUUUAAAUAAAAUAAAUGGUUAAAUACAUGAAUUAGAAUUGUAAUCUUUAGAGAUUCUAAAAACAGUAGUAAUACCUAAUUUCUCAAGAAAAUAAUCAUUCUAAUGUAUAUAAUAUUGAUUAUGAUUAGAAUCAAUAUAUGAAAUUCAAAUUGUAUUAAAACUUAAAGCUCCUAAACUAAUUAAAGAAAUAUUUGAUUAAUACCCUAGACAUCUAAAAAGUGAAUACAAAUUUAAAUUUCAAAUGGAAGAUGCUGAAUCUCAUAAAAAUAUAUUCCAUUUUUCAAGAAAGGAAUUUAUAAAACUCUAAUAAAUAAUGAAGGAAGCUAAAAUAUAUACCUUAUCCAAAAAAAAUCAUUGUACUUUAGAAAUGAGGAAUUCUCUUCAAUAUUCUAAUUCUAAAAAAAAUACUUUCAUUCCUGAUACAAAGUUUAUAUCAUCUGAAAUAAUUUCAAUAGAAAAUUUAUAAUAAGAUUAAGAUAAUAAGUCUAAUUUAUUAAAAUUAUUUUUGGUUGUAAAUGGAUAGAAUGGAACUACAGUUAUAAGAAAUUAAAGAACUAAUAUGCAUGUAGGUCUUGGUUAAGAAUGUGAAUUGUUUGAAAAAGAUUAGAUAGUUAUUUUAUAAGAUUCUAAUCAAGACCCAUUAAUUUCAUAUAUAGUUUAANUUAUUAUCAAUAAAAUACUUACUCUUUUACUUACUCCUAAUUUAAUUUAUUAUCAUUUACCUAUUAAUUUUGAAUCUUAUACUCUUGUCUUAGAUAUGGAUGAAACUAUUAUUUAUUAUGAUGGAGAUAAAGUUCAUCAACGUCCAUUCUUAUUAACUUUUUUAAAAUAAAUGAGCAGAAUAUAUGAAUUAAUUUUAUUCACUGCAGGCUUAGAAUCAUAUGCUAAUAGAAUUUUAAAUCAACUUACUAUUAAAAAAUACUUUAGUUAUCUUCUUUUUAGAUAACAUACUAAUAUUUAUUAAGAUUUCUAUGGAAAAGAUCUUAGAAAAUUAGGAAGAUUAUUAUCAAAAACUAUUAUUAUAGAUAAUACUCCUGAAUGUUUUAGUUUAUAACCAGAAAAUGGAAUAUAAAUUUAGACAUGGAAAGGAGAAUAAUCUGAUACACUUCUCUUAAUCUUAAUACCAAUAUUGAAAACUAUUAGAUUUAGUAAUAAAGAUAUAAGAAUGAAAUUAAGAGAAUAUAAAAAUUAUUCUGGUUUAAUAUUCCCUAAAUGA
Messenger RNA from Paramecium primaurelia, 1571 nucleotides. Lineage: Eukaryota; Ciliophora; Oligohymenophorea; Peniculida; Parameciidae. The record is from the annotation of a GenBank genome assembly.